AUGCAAGCUGCUUCUACAAACAUUUGUGAAAGAAUGGGUCACUCUCAAGAGCUCAGUGAAUUCAAGCGUGGUACAGUGAUAGGUUGCCACCUGUGCAAUAAGUCCAUCUGUGAAAUUUCCUUGCUACUAAAUAUUCCACGGUCAACUGUUAGUGAUAUUAUAACAAAGUGGAAAUAAAUGGGAACAGCAGAAAUGCAGCCACGAAGUGAGCGGGGUCAGUGUAUGCUGAAGCGCACAGUGCGCAGAAGUCGCCAACUGUCUGCAGAGUCAAUAGCUAAAGUCCUCCAAACUUUGUGUGGCCUUCAGAUUAGCACAACAGUGCACAGAGAGCUUCAUGGAAUGGGUUUCCAUGGC
Messenger RNA from Staurois parvus, 354 nucleotides. Lineage: Eukaryota; Metazoa; Chordata; Amphibia; Anura; Ranidae. The record is from the annotation of a GenBank genome assembly.